Trichomycterus rosablanca is the source of this 4256-nucleotide messenger RNA. Its product is annotated as band 4.1-like protein 1. Gene Ontology annotation, molecular function: actin binding; structural molecule activity. Gene Ontology annotation, cellular component: plasma membrane; cytoskeleton. Gene Ontology annotation, biological process: cortical actin cytoskeleton organization. The transcript is spliced from 26 exons. The record is from RefSeq and is a predicted model, not a curated record. NCBI's taxonomy places the organism in Eukaryota, Metazoa, Chordata, Actinopteri, Siluriformes, Trichomycteridae. Bases 78 to 4175 code for a protein of 1365 amino acids.
UGUGUGUCAUCCACACAUUGACUCCGCUCCUCUCCGUACUGGAGAAGCGCCCUGUAGCAGGAUAAAGACGACUUACUAUGACCACUGAGAAAACUCCUGGGUCAGAGGUAAAGAAGACAUCAGAAGAUCUAUCUCAGAACAAAGGGGCUGCUGGCAGCAUGCCCGAGUCUUCUUCAGACGCCAAAAUGGCCAGACAGGACCAAGAUGCCAAAAAUCCAGAUGAUCACAAAAGUCCAGAUGACUCAUCAGAGCGAACAACACCAGGGAAGAGCCCCAAAUCCCCACAGAAAUCUUCAAAGCGCUCUAAGACUAUCCCCUUCAAGGUGACACUAAUGGACAGCUCUAACUAUGAAGGUCUCAUUGAGAAAAACUGCAAGGGCCAGGCUUUGAUGGACCUAGUGUGCGAACAUCUGAACCUGUUGGAGAAAGACUACUUUGGUCUGACCUUCAGUGAAUCGGACAGCCAAAAGAACUGGCUCGACCCCUCCAAGGAGAUCAAGAAGCAAAUGAGAACUUCUCCUUGGCAUUUUGCUUUCGCUGUCAAAUUCUACCCCCCGGAUCCCUCUCAGCUCACGGAGGACAUCACCAGGUUCUACUUGUGUCUGCAGCUUCGCGAUGAUAUAUUAUCCGGACGUCUUCCCUGCUCGUUCGUCACUCAUGCUCUGCUAGGCUCCUACACCGUCCAGGCUGAACUCGGAGACUACGACCAGGAUGAGCACGGCUCAGAAUACAUCACUGACUUCCACUUCGCCCCAAACCAGACCCGAGAACUAGAGGAGAGAGUCAUGGAGCUGCAUCGUACCUACAGGGGCAUGACGCCUGCUGAGGCAGAAAUGAACUUUCUGGAGAAUGCCAAGAAGCUGUCUAUGUAUGGGGUCGACUUGCAUCAUGCCAAGGACUCAGAAGGGAUCGAAAUCAUGCUCGGCGUCUGCGCCAACGGCCUGCUGAUAUACCGGGACCGGCUAAGGAUCAACCGCUUUGCCUGGCCCAAGAUCCUGAAGAUCUCAUAUAAGAGGAGCAACUUCUACAUCAAGAUCCGCCCAGGAGAGUACGAACAGUUCGAGAGCACCAUCGGAUUCAAACUGAACAACCACAGAGCUGCAAAGAGGCUGUGGAAGGUGUGCAUCGAACAUCACACGUUCUUCAGAUUAGUCUCUCCAGAGCCUCCGCCCAAGGGAUUUUUAGUCAUGGGCUCUAAGUUCAGGUACAGCGGCCGGACACAGGCCCAGACGCGACAGGCUAGCGCUCUGAUCGAUCGGCCCGCUCCUCACAUCGAGCGCUCCACCAGCAAGAGACAUCUCCUCUCCCGAAGCCUGGACGGAGUAGAAUUCUCCAGACCACUGUCCACAAUGGGGGAACCGCAGGACGCUCUGUCCCAGAAGAGCGAGACACAGUGUUUCUCGGGAGAUGAAGAAGCAGACACCAACCUGAGUCUCGAUCAGGAUCAAGAUGAAUCCAGCAUCACCACUCCCACCCGAAAGAAAGAGAUUAAGGAGAAUGUCCAGCAAACUUUUGAUGCUAAACCUGAGUUGGAAAUGGAGUCUACUCCCCGACACAAACAGGAGUUUCUGGAUAAAUCAGAGGAUGUGCUGCUGAAGCACCAGGCAAGCAUCAAUGAACUGAAGCGAGCCCUGAGGGAGCCCAACAGCAAGCUGGCGAUCCGGGAGAAACGCCUCUCAGCGACCUCCCCAGAUGGCACGCCGGAGAAGAAGGCUGAGGCAAUUGGAGCUGGGGCAAGGGAACCCACUAACAGCUUUUCAGUGGACGACUUCAUCCAGAAGACAUUGGUGACUUCUCCAGAGGGCUCUGAAGAGUGGGUGCUAAUUGAAAAACAGAUUACCUGGCAACAUGACAUUGAUAUGGAAGAGAAAGACAGAAGAAAGACAAAAAGUGUUUCUCCUCCUUUGGUCAUUGAAGCGUCUGUGGAAAAAAAGAUACAUAUUGAGGUGACUGGAGAAGACGGUGAAGAAAUGCAAGUCCAGAUGGACACUUUUCCCUCACCUAGGUUACCACCGAAGGACGGCAUGAGAGACGUCAAAGUCCUGGAGACUUCAAAUGAACCUCAUACUAGUUUUGAGUCCCAAGAAAAAGUGUCUUCAACCUUUGAGGCAAGACAGGAAUGUCCUUCUUACAAACAUCGCAGGGAGAGAAGACCACAGAGUCUAAAUUUGGGAAGGUCCCCAGAAUUUGUAUAUGAGACUAAAACAGAGAAAUCAAACAUAACAGAAAGUGAGGAAUCUGACGAAGACAAUAACACAUCUGGGAAAGACUCGAUGCAAGCCAAGUUCCAUUCAGACACAGAGAACUGGUCAGAAAUGAUGCCUGAAAAGUUAAAGGAACAAAUAAAAGAGGUCUCAGAUGUCACUCCUGGAAAUGCAGUAAAGGAAAAGGAGAUAAACAAAAUCACUGAUACAGAUAACACCAAGGCUAUGUUUGAUGAUGCUCAAGAUCAAGCAGAAAAUCAGCUAAAGAAAGCCUCAGUUGAUGCAAAGAGCUUAAACCUUGAAGGUCAGCAAGAAGGAUCUGACUCUGUAAAUGGUCCUGUAAAAGAUGAGCCUAAACGCAAAUCCGAGAUCAAGUUUGAGGUGACCAAAGUCAUUAUGAUUGACAGCAGUGAAAACGAAGGGGAGCUUGAGAGUAAAAAGCAGAGCAUGGUUGAAUUUACACAUGAGAAGAAAAUCAGUAAUGUUGAACCAGAAGAUGUUGAAGACGUCCAUCAACAAAAGGUACAAAAAAGAACAAGAGUAACAGGCCAUGCUAGAGCAGAAAUAACAAGAAUCGUCCCACUGAAACCAGAAAGAGCCAAAAGUCAAGAGUACAGGGAUGAUAUAAAUUUUGCAGAAGAGCCCGUCUUCAUGAAGAGACACUUCAAAAGGCAUAGCAUGUACGAGUCUUUAGAGAGACAAUUUGACCCAAGGUUUGACUCCAGGGACACUUCAUUCUCCUCCUUCAAACCCACCAGAUCUCAAGACAUGCCAGCUUUGCCCUUAGUGGACCAACAUGUUUUACAAAGCUCAGAACAACAAUCAGCAGUGAACAGUGAAAGGUCACUAAAAACGAAGGCUCCUCAGGAUGAAGAAAUACUCAAGUCCUUUACCAAAGCAGGGUAUGAAGAGUCUGACGAGGGUACUGUGAAGAAAAGUGGUCCGCCAACUCCUCCAGUCAAAACCAGGAAGGCCAGAGAAUCAGGAUUGAUACUUCGCCACAGCCGCAGUGCCAGUAAAGAGCCAGCACUGGAUGCUGCUCUGAAGAAACUCGGGGAACCGCUCUGCACUCCUGCUAUUUAUGAAGAGAUGGUAGAUGAAGUCAAGCGACGGCCACUGUCCUCCUGCGAGGACGAGCAUGACCACGGCAUGGCGGCGGCCCUAAAGGAAACGCAUCUGGGCAUCGAGCGCAAAUGCUCCAGCAUGACGGUCAGCUCUACCUCCAGUCUGGAAGCUGAGGCCGAUUUCACUGCGUUCAUGGACGUUCACGGGGCAGUAGAAGAGUUCACCAGGGGCAGAGGCGAAUUUGGAGAGGCGGAGGAUGGUUUCGGCUUCACCCAGCACAUGGAACCUUAUGAUAAGAUUAUCAUGAAGGAGAGAGUAAAUGAGGAACGUAUGCACCAUGAAGCAGAACCCCCUCCUGUGGCCAAGAAAGACCCCAAUGCUGUGACUGUAGCGCAUAUGCUAAAAAAGGGAGAUGCUAAGGUCGAAUCACAUUCCAAUGGCUCCGGGAUGCCUCACAAUAUCAUGGAUUUCCCAGAUCAGCCAGGGCAUGAGGAGGGUGGUGGUGACAUCAAAUGUCAGGAGACCAUAGUGUCCAAAAAUGAUGUCAUCCAGCCAAAGGAGGUAGAGCUGAGCCCGAGAGACAGCGUAAUAAAGGAAGCUAAAGAGAACGGCUCCCCUCUUAAAGCAAGCAAUACAGGGAGGGAGUUUGUCGUGUCACCUGUUGGCAAUGAAAACGUUACCUCUACAACGACAACGCAAGUCACCAAGACAGUUAAAGGGGGAUAUUCAGAGACACGAAUUGAGAAAAGGAUUAUCAUCACUGGAGAUGAUGCUGUGGACCAACAUCAGGCUCUCGCCUUGGCAAUACAAGAGGCCAAACAGCAGCAUCCUGACAUGCUUGUUACGAAGGCUGUGGUGGUCAGAGAAACCAACUCUGAGGACAAACAAAGGACAUCUGAGUCCUGAUCACAGACUUGUGAAAUCAGAUUAAGAAGAUUCACCUUCAGACAACUGCAAAAGUAAACUACUGAACUGUAUAUACAGUGU